AUGGACGGCUUAUAUCUUAAAAUAACUCAAGAUUUUACUCCCGAUGCUAAGGAAGCCAGGUUUGGCGGCAAAGACUCGCCGAUGGCAGUUGAGAAAGGUGAUAUUAUUUUCGACGUUCGUAAAAGAGGAGACGGAUGGAUGUAUGGCAAAAAUUUGAACAGUGGAAAAACAGGAAAAUUUCCUGAGAGCUGUGCGGCAAAACUGACUGGAAAUAAUAAAAAAGGGAGCGGUUCAGGAAGUCCUGAUACAGAUACUAAUAGCGAGGAAAAACCUGCUGCAAAAGAUGACAAGAAACCUGCGUGGCUUCAAAAUAGAACAACUACGCCUUCAGUUAGAAAAACGCCGCUUUACCCGAAACCAUUUGCGGGAAGCAUGAAACAACCACAAGAGAAAGAGGAACGAAAGGAAACUUCGGGGGACUCAGGAGUUGUAGAAGAUUCUGUAGAUGGAAAUUAUUGUAACGAUGAUGAGAAGCCAGCGAAGCGAGACGUUUUGAAAACCGGAAAUCUAAUGAAAGAUGAUAAACAGGAGCCAAAGUUUGUUCCUAGAUCACUCCAGACACUUCAGAAACAGAAACCAGAGUCCAGUGCGACUGAAACAGAAAAAGAACCGCUGAAAGCGAUUGGAAGACCUUUCAGAUUGAAUUUAAAUAAGAGUGGUGACAGUUUAAAGUCCACAGAAACGAAAGCGGCCCCACGAGUGGACACGAAAAAUCUACCGACAGCAGCUACUGCGAAGGAUUCUCUGCGAUCAAAGCCCACGCCGAAUAAAGAUUACAACGAGGACGGAAACUACGAACCCAUAGAAAAAAGUAAGGAGACAAAACCCCAACUGAAAGAGACGGUCAAGAAUAGUAAACCGAAGGAAGAGACUAGACCAGCACAAAGUCAGCCGGUUAAAAUUAACCCGAUAGAAAACGCGAAGAAAUCUGGCGAGAAAAAUCAAUCAAACGUGACCAACAAACGCGCUGCUGGGGGCGCUGCAGUUAAUAUUCAAGAGAACCCACUGUCGAAGGACGAAGCGAGUAUUUAUCAAGUCCCCAACGUGGCUUUACCACCUAAACCUGCCCGAUCAAACGAUCAAGGCUGUGUAGAGUGUAACGAACCACAUAUCUACGAUACACCGAUGCAUUACAAAACACCACCAUCGUCGCCUUCAACGAAGAAGCGAGGGAAAGAUGAAACAACGGCCGAGAAACCGAAAGACAAAAAUAAGAAAUCAAAAGGUGGUUCAACAACUCUGAAGCCAACAUCAUCCGUAAUCAGGAAGACCAAAGAGCAUAUGAAGAACAGAAUGGCUUCGUAUGAGAGCAUAGAUACAGAAGGCAAGCGCUCUACGGAGAACAUCAAGGAUGCAGGACUUGUAGCAAAGGAGACCAAAGAAAAACUACUUGCGCCAAAAAGGCGACCGAAGUUACGAAUUUUACUCGGCAUAUUUUUAGGAUUACUUCUGGGUGUGUUCAUAUUUUUGACAUUGUUUCUCCUGGCUCAUUUGCACGUUGUCACAAGCAUCGUUUCCGCUCUUAUAGUUGGUUUUGUUGUGGGAACAAUUUUCGGAUUUCUCGAUAAGACGCGUCUUCAAUGCAUCGCCUUACUGGUUUUCCCAAGCUUAUUUGCAUGUGGAGGGAAAAUUUCUGUCUGGUUGCUGAUCACAUUUUUUGUCCUUUCUGGUCCAAUGUGCAAUUUUAUUGAGAAUGUACGCUUGGUCACCCUUCAUAGAGCUUGCCUAAUGGACACUGGACAGUUAGCAAACAAUAGCAGUGGUAACUCAGCCAGACUUGUUCUAGUUGAUAAAAAUAAUCGUGCUGUUGUACAACGUUUGGUAAUGUACGAAAACAUUUCACACGAACUGCAAAAAUACAUGAAUUAUUCCCUGUUGUCAUCAGCUGAUGCUGCAGAUAACAAUUCAUCUGAACUAAUUUGCAUAAGUACUCUGAGGCGCACAUUCAACAUCUGCUCCUCUGAGAUCGAUAACAUGUACAGCCAAUGUACGAAACUCUACAAACCACCAAACUGUGAAUUUCUUACGCCUAGGAACGCUUGUGAUCACCUCACAGACAACCGGAUUAAAGAAACGUGCAAAGACAUCAGCAGCACGAGUUAUCACAAGUUAUCGCAAAUUGAUAAAAUAAUUGGACGUUUCCCUGGGCGGAUAGCAACAGAAGAUAUUAUCACGGACAAAAAUAACACUAUUAUCGCAGCAGGGGAGCCUUGUGACUUUGUCCAUAUCAUAACUCUCUUGUUGCCUUUAUUGGUUUUACUUGUAUUGUACGAAGCAUACAGUUAUCACAAGUGGUAUCUUUCUUGCAAUGAGUUCGACAAUCACUACCUCACGCUUCGCUUCAAGUCAAUCGAGGACAUGCGCAAGUCGAGCGGAGCCGUUGACUUACUGGUUCCGCUGAAAAAAGCCGAGCUACAGAAAUUCGUUCAACCAACUGGCUGCCAACUGGCUAAGAGCGAGAAAGGAAGCAUGCUGAAAUACUUGCUGUUUUACUUCGUUUAUUUGAUUUUUGCUCUCAUGAUCAUUCUAUUAGAUCAUUACUUUUAUCUUGUUAUCACUCGAGAGGAACCGCUGUUCAAUUUUCCCAGUAGGUGCGCUGGGAAACUCAAGAGGCUGAACGAGUCUUACGUCAUCAUCUUGUCAACUCUUCUAGGAGUUCUGCUCUUGACCAUCCUUCUCCAAGCAUUUAUCCUUCGGCUUCGCCGUUUGAUUGCGUCGCGUUUUUACCCCAGACGGGAGAGAAAACGCAUUGCUUACCUGUACUACAAACUGCUUGAAGAACGCAAGAUGUUUUACAAAUCUGUUAUUGAAAAGAUGAACAACUUCUCUGAAGAAAAUGAAACACUCAACAGGCUGGACGUAGUACUGGUUCUGUGUAAUAAUUUCAGCUGGAUUAAAACUAUGUUCGAGUUUGUUGGAGUCAGUAUUCAAAGAUGUUCUGUAUGUGGCACUGGACUUAACAGGAAGUACCUGCACUGUGACACCGAGGACUGUGGCGUCUAUUACUGCCGAACGUGCUUCUGGGACCUGGAAAAUAAGUGUCUCGGCUGCAUGAGCAACAGCAAGAUGACGUCGCGAUCAUCGAGCAUGAGUGGUCAGUCACAGAGAAGAAAGAACGAUUAUGUUAAACCUGUUUGAAGAUACUUCUUCUCGAUAGCUUAAAAUAAACUCUCGAUACCGCGUUGAAAAAACAGGUUUUAACGAGUAGUUAGACAGAUGAAUGUGCUUGAACUUUAUAGGCACAUUUUGAAUUUAUUUAAUUUGAACAUAUGACAUUUCAACGCGGUUUGUUUUUAUUGCUCUAUUUAAACGUAAAUCGGUCCAAGUGUCACACUCUUCGCUUUUCAACACCAGAAAUUAUAUUAAUUUGCCAGGACUAAGGAUUUCUAAGUAUAUUUACAAUUAGGACCUAGGCAAAACAGUAGUUUUCGAGGAGAAACACAACGUCAGUGUAAAAUACUUUAAACUUGCGUGAUACUGGAGCAGAAAAGAAAGACUCUAAGUAAUGGUAAAUUAAAAAUGGGAGAGUAGCUCUGUAUCGCGUACAUCAAUUCUGUGUUUCCGUGGUCUUACGCACAGGAGACUUAAAUUACGCUUAUCACCAGCAUGAGGGACCAAUGGCAUUGGUAACGCAUUCUUCGGUAUGAUGACGCUUUUUGUGAUAAACUUUCCUUUCACGCUUGGACAAAUGAAUAUUUUAGCGGUUUCUUUGGUUCAUGAGACCUUUUGAAAAACGUUACAUUUCAAAAAUAAGAAUGGAAAUUAUGAGAGCACUUUUUCUGACCAUUAUCGUAAAUGGCAUGACUUAAGAGAAGUCAGGUUCUAGCGAGACACGUGGAAAAUAGAAAAAUAGCUUUUAUUUCAUUAAAAGUAACAAAAAGUUAUGUUGGAAUGUUUAAACGAUCACCUGUUACCCAGUAAAUUCCUGUAUGGCCGGUGGUUGUUUGUUUUUAGGAGCGUUAUUCUUUAGAAAUUUUUCGGUUGUUCCCCUCAUUUUUCUGUUUACUGCAUCAAUCCAGUGACGUCUUUGCUUGUGUUAUUGGCUCAUCUCCUCCUACCACUCAGGGAAAGAAAUGGGUUGAAUUGGCUAACAGCUUCGUUUGAUUUUCUCUUGUUUUGAUGUUGAGUAAAAUUUUCCUUUUCAUACAUUUCGCUUAAGGGAGCUGCCUUCAACGUCUUUUUCGCCUGUGGAACAGUUUAGACUGUCAAGAAAUAUAAUUUGCAUUUUCCUUUCAGUCACGACGGAUGAAGCCGUUACGGAUGCCUCUCUACCAUGCACGUGUUUCUAUUUUAAGUGAGCUUAUCUCGAUUCAGCUGACUUGUUUAGAGCGAACUGAAGGAUUUUAUAAAUGGGAAUGAUGGAACCCCCCAAUAUCAAGAAGAUUUUUCGAGGGAUGUGGAGGCGUGCUGUACGUUCCAUUGAUAACGCAACUUUCAGCCAUGCACUGAACUGCGAACUAUAGCCUUGAAAUUUUAUGUUAUACGGUACUAACAAGGCAGAAAUAUUCAGUGAAGAUCGCGUGCGGCUCAGCUGGGAACUUUUCCGGUUUAGCAGUGAACAAAUUACGCGAUUGUUGAUUUUAUUGAUUAAGGAAUAAUUUGUAACCAAAGAAGAUGCAGUUUUUAAGUUAGCAGAUAUAAGGUAACCAAUCAGCGACUGUUUGAAAAUUUCCACUCAGCUAAGCCGCCCUAGGCCACUUCCUUAAUCUUCUCACUCCUAAGAUCUCAUUAGUAUUUCUCCUCACUGUCUGUAGCAAAAUUCUUAAAAUGUUACAUCGGAGAAAAUGGUAAUGGAUCAACUAAUUAUAUCCUAAUUGAUAGUUUUCUACAUUCUCAUAAAUUGUCUGCUCGAUGUUGUAUUGAUGUUUCAAGGAGAAAUUCUGUCUUACUCACUCAUGGUAUUAAAGGGUCAACAUGUUUGUCAGAAAUGGCAGACUUAAUUUUUUCGUUAUUUCAAGUGUAGUCUCAACAUUGUCGAGCCAUGAAGACACACCGGAAAUAAGUAUCAGAAGUAAAGUCAUAUUGUGUCGUACUCACAACUGUAAGCCUUCGAAGUCGGGCCUUUGUUUGACUUGUGAUCCCUUUGAACAGCAUGUUCUUAUGACACUCAUUCCCCCUUCCGCUGAACCUCCUCCUCCUCCUCCCCCCCCGCCCAUGCACCCCCGCCUCUUGCAGAGGUGUUAGGAAGCUGUGAAUCCGGUGCCUCUCACUCAGUGGAAUAGUUGAUGUGCACAGUUUUCAGGUAUGCCUUAGCGCGGUAUGUCUGGUACGGCGUUUGUAUUGCUGGCUCUCAAAAAGGCGUCUACACCAGCUGAGGUGUGUUGAUAAUUCUUAUUAAUCAUCAGUGCUUAUCGCGGAUUAUUUACCCUGGACUUAAAAAGAGAUUGAAAUAUCUUACAUUCCUAAACAAUUCAAGCUAAGAGGCCAAUUGCAUGGGCUCCGGUCGCUACCGAAAGAAAGUUCUUCUUAUGUCUAAAGACUACUUUUAAAUACCGUGCUAAGUAUAUAUUAUGAACCGUAGCGAGUAAAUAAAACUUGUAUCCCAAGCUUUGAAGGCAACAACUAUACAUUCCGAGAGAAGGUCAUGCGCUAAUUUGAUGGGAAAAAAAAAAAAAACCAGUUUGACUAUUUCCUGGGAAAACUGCGUAUAGAUAUCGAUCUUUGUCAUUGCCAUAUUUACUAAACUAGGGUGAAAUAUUGUAAUUGGAAAUUCUCGUAGCUGGAGACUGGAGACUAGGCUCUUCAAUGUAACCGCCCGAGAUUAUUAAAAACUUUACUUCAGCGGUUACACAAAAAAGAUAAUUUUCAAUAUGGCGGACGGCGCGGAAACCUGUGUGACUUUAUUCUCUCAAUCCAGUAAAGUUUUCGUUUGGAACCCUGAAGAUGCUGAGAAAAUUCGUGUUGAAUAUCGCAUAGUUGGAUCACUCAUUGGAUCACUACCUCGUAAACCAAAACAGAACCAUUGUUUUUCUUUGCCGCUUCUUCUUUCGCAAGCAGAGGCCACGUUACUUUUGAACAAGGGACUGGCAAGGAUGUUUGACUUACCGGAAAAUCUCCCGGUUCCAUCGAAUGAAGAAGUUAAGACGUUUCAUGAGCUUCGCCAUGACAGCGUUGUUAAACAGAGAGAGUUGUUUGAAAGAGAAAGAGAAGAAAAGCAGGUGGAAUUAGCAGAAAUUAUCGAGGAGGGAAGAAGGAGGAAGAGAAAACUGAGAGAGAAAGAUGAAAAUGUAACUAGUCCAGUAAAAAAAGUGAAAAGUGAAGAAUUAGAAGAAGGCAAUCCUGAAAAAUGCAACCAAAAGGAGGAAAAAGUUGCUAAUCAAUUGGAUUCGAAAUGUAAUAUAGACAAUGGUUUGACAACUAAUGAAGAAUCAGUAAGAAAAACUGAUAGCAUUGAGGCCCGUCACAUUGAAAUUGAAUUGGGUUGUAAACGUAAGGACAAGUCUAGCUUGGAGAGAGUGUCACCUAACUGUGAUAUUAAUCAUGAAGAAACGAAGGCCUUGUCUGCCCUUGGAACUUUAAUUCACAUUCCAACAAUUAUGCCAUCGCAAAGACUGCAGACUCUUUCAGCUGCACAUUGGACAUACCCCCACACAGAAACUGAAAAGCUGCAUUACAGGGUAUUUUUGGACUUAUGGGAAAAAGGAUAUUAUUUAACAUCUGGUGUUAAAUUUGGAGGAGAUUUACUAGCAUAUCCUGGUGAUCCAUUCAGGUAUCACUCAUAUUACAUUGUUAUUAUUGUUCCAUGGGGAAAGAAAAUUACUCCAUUUGAGAUGAUCUCAGCUGGAAGACUGGGUGCUACUGUUAAAAAAACAGCCCUUAUUUGUUCCGUAAAUGAUGAGACAGAUGAAAUUUUGUAUACAUCCAUCAAGUGGAGUGGGAUUAGUUAA
This is a messenger RNA of Pocillopora meandrina, 6887 nucleotides long. NCBI's taxonomy places the organism in Eukaryota, Metazoa, Cnidaria, Anthozoa, Scleractinia, Pocilloporidae. The record is from the annotation of a GenBank genome assembly.